AUGGCCGCGCAUGGUUUUUGCCUGGGAUGGGCUGCCUUCUGCCUGUUGUCAACACUGAAUCUGUUAGUCGGUGGACUAAUCGACCAGGAUGGCUAUGUCCACGCCGACUACGAUUCCGAUAAUACCGUCACUCUCACCAUCCCACGGACGCUCCUUCCUGAUGUGCCCAACCGAGUCCAGCUUCGGUCCGCGCAUCCAGUAUCUAGACUGAGAAUCGACUCCUUUGUCUAUGGCCUCUCCCAUGCUACUCCCAUGAACCAAUCCUAUCGUCUUACUGCGAAAAGAAGCGCCGACGGUCUCUAUAGAGCUGACGUUGACUUCCGUCCGCCGUUCGUAACCGAGGAAGGAGGAGCAAUCAAUCUUAAUGUGACCUACGAGUAUUGCCCAGCAAAGGAAGACGGCGAACAGAAGGAUGAAUCUGACGACACUGUGGAGAGUGCCGGAAAGGAAUGCGAUGAUGUUGAUGAUGAUGACGACGAAGCUUGCGAAGAGCCGAAGAAGAAAAGUCAGGUGAUAUAUGCCUCAUUUGUGCGCAAAUUUAUUGUUAUUCUGGGUGAGUCGGACAAGCCAAUUUACAGGCCUGGCGAGAACAUUCGUUUUCGUUUUAUUGCCCUCAACUCCCGACAGCUUCAGCCAACUACGGAACAGCUCCAAUGGCCCAAAUUUCUAAUUGACAGGCGAGACUACAUGCAUCCGAAACUUGUAGAAAUCUCGGAGGAGGAGAGACGCAGGCAUGAAAUGCCUCCAGAAUUCGACGUGAUCUACAUAGAAGAUCCCAAUGGAAACCGAGUCAAGGAGUGGAAGAAUGUUCCGCAGACGACGGCAUUUAACUUAUCCUUCCCUCUGCUCUCUGAUGCAUCUGAGGGUGUUUGGCGACUUGUAGCCACCGCUUUUACCAGCAGGAAAACGCUUGAAGUAGAUGUGAAGAAGUACGUUCUUCCACGUUUCCUGGCGUCAAUCCAGAUUCCCACGGAAGUGGAAAUUAAGGCGGAGACAACAACAUUCAAUGUCUGUGCAACUUACACCAAUGGAAAUUCCUUCCAGGGGCACUACGAUGCACAGAUUUGCGUCUGUUCUGGAAUGAAAUUGAGGCAGCAACAGGUCCUAGGCAUCCCAUUCGAGAACAACGUGUGCUUGUCUGGAACAGCCUUUCUGUCACACCUGAAAAUGGAGGGUGCGUAA
This is a messenger RNA of Dibothriocephalus latus, 1182 nucleotides long. The record is from the annotation of a GenBank genome assembly. Lineage: Eukaryota; Metazoa; Platyhelminthes; Cestoda; Diphyllobothriidea; Diphyllobothriidae.